Molecule: messenger RNA, 1122 nt
Organism: Pochonia chlamydosporia 170
Lineage: Eukaryota; Fungi; Ascomycota; Sordariomycetes; Hypocreales; Clavicipitaceae
Product: 2OG-Fe oxygenase superfamily protein
Exons: 1
Coding region: 1-1122 (373 amino acids)
Molecular function (GO): dioxygenase activity
Source: RefSeq, a predicted model, not a curated record
AUGGCCACCGCUACACAAACUGGAACCACCCAAAUACGGGUCGCAUCUCCUACUGGGCCAGUCACACGCACAAUUCUUCGCACGCCCUUGCGUGACGCACUCCCCUCCGAGAUACCCAUUAUUGAUGUUUCUCCUAUUUUCAGUUCCUCUCUUGAGGAUCGCAAAUCUGUCGCCCAGCAGGUUCGCAAUGCUGCCACCAAUACUGGCUUUUUCUACAUCAAGAACCAUGGCGUUCCCAAUCAUGUUACCCAAGAAUCAUACAAUGCUGCCUUGGAAUUCUUCCGCCAGGACGUGGAUAAAAAGAAUGAGGCUUCAAUAACCAAGAGUGCCCGCUAUAACGGCUAUCGGGCUCCGGACACUCAAAGAGUCAACCCUGACGAGGGCAUCGACGUGAGGGAGAGCUUCUCCAUCACCUAUGAUCCCAGAAUUGACACCGAGGUCAAUAAGGUGCAGGAAAUUCCUGAAAACGUCAUGGAAUACAUCCGCAUGGAGGAGGGCCACUGGGAGAAUACCAGCAAUCUCCCCAAUUUCAAGUGCUCUGUUAUCAACCAUUACCAAUCUUGCCUAUCUCUAGCAAGGGCGCUUACUCGCACUUUUGCCUUGUCUCUAGAUCUUCCUGAGACGGCCUUCGACAGCAAAGUCGUGUAUCCUGACGCUGGUAUUAACAUGAACUAUUAUCCUCCCAUUCCCAACAACCAGAGCCUGACUCCCACUGAUCCCAAUGCCAGAGUCUCAAUUGGAUCACAUACCGACUUCCCCGUCUUUACCAUCCUUUGGCAAGAUAAUGUUGGGGGACUCCAGGUUCUCAGUCGGGAUGGACAAUGGAUCAACGCGAAACCUAUUCCCGAUACCUUUGUCGUGAAUAUUGCAGAUUGUUUGCAGCGAAUCACAAACGACAAGUAUGUCAGCACCAUUCACCGAGCGCAAAAUUGGAGCGGAAAGGAACGAGUGAGCAUUGGGUUUUUCUGGGGCUUUGGCUUCCACGAGACGUGUGCUGUCUUGGAUAACUGCCUUGCGCCGGGGGAGAAGAAGAAGUACGAGGACAUAAAUUGUUGGGAAUGGCUGAAGAAACGUGUCUACGAUAUGACGCAAUUGGACGAGGAAUGCAAGAAGUCGUCAUAG